This is a messenger RNA of Purpureocillium takamizusanense, 2349 nucleotides long. RefSeq lists its product as uncharacterized. Gene Ontology annotation, molecular function: copper ion binding; oxidoreductase activity. Lineage: Eukaryota; Fungi; Ascomycota; Sordariomycetes; Hypocreales; Ophiocordycipitaceae. The record is from RefSeq and is a predicted model, not a curated record. The coding region runs from base 67 to 2247 and encodes 726 amino acids. The transcript is spliced from 6 exons.
CUUGGCUUGACUGGUCCCGGUCGUGGCACACGUGCUCUCUCGGAUUGACGGACAGGGAAAUAGCUCAUGACCCUCCAUAUUAAUGUUCCCCCGGACGUUCCCAACCAACCAGCGCUGCGACAUUUCCCAUAUACAUGUGGUCCUAGAAUUUACCAGGGGCAGGGUCUUCGCAGUGCCGACGUUCUUUCCUACUUUGCUCCCAAUGAGACGUUGCGCUCGUGCCCAAUUGCUUCGUUGUCUCGAACGGGCGCUCGGUCCGGUUUGGACGACCUGGUGAGCAGCUUAUUAUUAGCCACUUGUGGCGCUAGGUUUGCACUGAGAGUGAAGCUCAUGGAGUCGGCGGUUGAUGGUCGAGAGAAGUUCGUGAGGCGCAGUCGCCAUGAAUGGUUCGCAUGGCUGUGUCUUUGGCUGACGAUUCCCAUCAUCUGCUUUGGACUUUAUACCACUAUUGUCCAGAACAAAUGGGGAGUCUCGUUGCCGCAAAGCUCCCGGCUUCCCGAUGGUGGCCACAACAGUGACACCGCACUGCCGCAAAGCCACCACGAACCCGGCGGCGACCUCCACGUUAACGACCCGUCCGUAUUGCACCCGGACCAUCAUAUAUUUCGCCAACCACGCAGUAUUCGCCUAAGGUGGAACAUUACGAAGCAAGGACGCAGGCCUGAUGGCGUGCUCAAGGAUGUUUAUCUCAUCAAUGGUCAAUUCCCUGGCCCGACAAUAGAAGCGCGAUCGGGAGACCAAAUUGAGGUCACAAUCACUAACAACAUUGACACGGAUACUGGCGAGGGGCUUGCCAUACACUGGCACGGCAUGUUCAUGAAAGAAGCCAAUGAAAUGGAUGGUGUAGUCGGUGUGACACAAUGUUCUAUACCUCCUGCCGCCUCGUUUACCUAUACAUUUCGAGUUCAUCCAGACCAACAUGGAACAUUCUGGUACCAUGCACAUUCUGCGGUACAACGAGCAGACGGUCUGUACGGCGGCUUCGUUGUUCACAAGCCUGUGGAUCAAGACGGACAAAAUGACCCAUCGCUCUACCAGUACGAUAGCGAAAAGUUGCUACUCAUUGGUGACUGGUAUCAUGCUAGUGCCGAUGCCGUCCUCGCCGAAUAUAAAGAUUUCCGUAAUUUUGCAUAUGAGCCAGCUCCAGAUUCCUUGCUCAUUAAUGGUCAUGGAUCAUACAACUGUUCGGACGCCCGCCCUGGAGCCCCGGUUGACUGCGUGGAAGUUCCAGUCCCCGUGGUCCGUGUCCCAGGCAAGAGGGCUACACGGUUGCGGGUAAUCAAUACUGGGUCAUCUACAGGAUACUCUCUUCAACUAAAAAAAGCCACCUUUCAGCUGAUUACAGUCGAUGGAGGCGGAAGGGUAUCGGAUGAAACACCACAGACACCUACCAUCGGAGUUGUUUACCCCGGUCAGCGGGCUGACCUCCUUCUGGUUCCGGACGACCGUUCCACCCGAGAUACAGAUGCCACCAUCUCGGUCAUCCUAGAUCAAGAAUUAAUGCCUCUUUGGAAUCCUGCGCUUACAAGCAAACAAUCUUUCUCACUUGCUUGGUCCGAUUCCCUCGAUACGACAUUCCGCCGCAAGACAAACGGCAUGCGUAUCGUCAACAUCUAUGAUCUCGCUGAUAUACAAGCCCCUCAUGUUCCAACCGCAUAUACGCUGCGAAAUGCGCCAGAUGAGAUUGCACUGCUCUAUACCAGUCUCGCGAUCAACUCAUUUAAAGACGAUGAGCCAUGGGGUGAGCUCAACCAUACAUCAUGGGUGUGGGAAAACCCGAAGGCAAAGCCUUUGUUAGCCAUGAACAAGGCAGACUGGGAGAAUGGCACUGUUCAAGCCAAUCCCAUGAGAAGCUUCCAUGUUCCGUGGUUUGAGGCUGAUAAUGAGAGAUGGUUGGAGCUGAUUGUAAACAACGUUGACGACAAGGGCCAUCCGUUUCACCUGCACGGAUAUGACUUCUACGUCGUCGCUUCGCGUCAGCCUAGCGCACGUGGGAAAACAUAUAACCCCUUUGACGAAGCGCACCAGGCAUAUAAAGAUCGGAAUCUGGACACCCCAGUGAAAAGAGAUACAGUAUAUAUUAAGCCACAGGGCCACGUUGUGUUGCGUUUCCAGCUGCACAACGCCGGACUGUGGCUCUUGCAUUGCCAUGUUCUAUGGCAUCAGGCGGUCGGGAUGGGCAUGGUGAUACAGAUCGGCAAUGUGACACAGGAGACGGCGAAGAAAGCCGGGGAGUCUUGUAAAUAAUAACGAUUAAUCUCGUUCCCAGGAUGUAGUUGGAGGACCACCACCUCUGCCGGCAGUAGACAUAGACUAAAACGGCUGAAUUAGAACUCAAUUAUAAAGCUG